GUGAGUACCUAAAGUGACAGUCAAGUCACACGGUACAGUUGCGAGUUCACGCUCAUUGACCCACUGUGACUCUGCCUUCAUUUCCGGGUCGUGCGACACACUCAUCGCGCCUCCUCUAGUGCCGACUUUAUUCAGCAAAUGCCUGACCAGCUGAGAAGAAUAUGUGCCAGCGCGGAGGCCCUCUUGGAUUCGGGCCUUUUCAUUCCGGUGCUGGUAGUCGCGAUGCUGUGCCCCAGGGAUACGACGCCGCAGGACCGGGUGAUGUGACUACUUAAAGGAAUGCUGAACGGUCUCCACUCCGUCAUCCCUUUACCAUUGGGACAGCCAUCCAGCGAAAUCGCAACUACUCGAACAUCGCAUUGCUGCUCAGCACAAGCGAUCACUUGGCCACACCUCUCCAUCAAGCAAGGGACGCGAAGCUCAUCCUCCGAUCAGGGCAUCAGCUCCGCGCAUCACGAUGUCCACUUCCGGCCGACGAACAUUUCGUGCCGAACAUGUUGGCUCCUUCCUGCGCCCCAGAGCGGUGCACGAUGCUCGAGCAGCAUUCGCCGCCCAAAAGCUGGACGCAGCUGGUCUUCGCGCUGCGGAAGAUGCGGCGAUCCGGGAGCACAUCUCUACGUGUCUCUCGCUCGGUAUCAAGGACUUGACGGAUGGAGAGUUCCGCAGACAAUACUUUCACAUUGAUUUCCUCAAGCACCUAUCCGGUGUCUCGGUGCAGAAGAAUAGCCUCGAGCAACAAGAGGGUCACAUUCCUCCAACGUUGGCCGUAGUGGGCAAGAUCAAGCACGAGCGCGACAUUGAAGUCGAGAACUUUGAAUUUCUCAAGAGCAUCGUGCCCAGGGCGCAAUGGGACGGCAUCAAGGUCACCAUACCAAGUCCGACGAUGCUGCACUUCCGCGGAGGGAGGAAGGCCAUCGAUGAGCAGGUCUACCCAGACCUCGACGACUUCUUUCAGGAUCUGGCAGCGGCAUACAGAGCUGAAAUAGACGCGCUGUACAAGGCUGGGUGCCGCUACCUGCAACUUGACGACACCAACUUGGCCUACCUCACAGACCCAAAAAUGAGGGCAGACGCAGCGGCUAGAGGCGAAGAUCUUGCCUCCUUGCCACUCCGCUACGCAGAGCUCAUCAACAAGGCCAUCCAAUCGCGACCGAAGGACAUGCUAGUGGGUAUCCAUCUCUGCAAAGGCAACUUCAAAAGCCAAUUCUUCGCAGCAGGCUCCUCAGAAGGCUAUGCGCCGAUCGCCGAAGCGCUCUUCGGCAAGCUUCAAGUGGAUGCUUAUUUCCUCGAGUGGGAGGAUCAAAGGUCUGGCGUGGACUUCUCCGUGCUUGGCGCUCGACCAGCAGGGGAGAAUGCCGUGCCGUACCUCGAUGCUAGCAGGACCGUGGUGUUGGGCUUGGUCAGCAGCAAGGUGGGCAAAUUGGAAGACAAGGAAGAGCUCAAGAGGAAGCUGCAUGAUGCUGCCAAGUUCGCUCCAGCUGGGUUGGAACAGCUUGCAAUCAGCCCCCAGUGUGGUUUCAGCUCUACGGUGCAUGGCAACUCCAUCACAAGCGACGAGCAGUACGCCAAGUUGAGGCUCUGCAAGGAGGUGGCAGAGGAGGUCUGGGGAAGCGCCUGAGCGAGAUGCCCCUGAAGGGAUAUCCCAGGCGUUUAGAGGCAGCAUGAACCAAGCAUGUAGCCGACCGACCUACGAAAUGUCGAGCUGCAGGAGCGACGGUCUCAACGCUGACUCGCUACGACUAGCACUUGCGAGACGAGAUGCCAACCCCACGCUGUCUGGAACAAGUGUGAAAUGUAUGCAAUGCUGACGGAGGGAGGUCAAAUGCCCG
Molecule: messenger RNA, 1829 nt
Organism: Ceraceosorus guamensis
Lineage: Eukaryota; Fungi; Basidiomycota; Exobasidiomycetes; Ceraceosorales; Ceraceosoraceae
Product: putative methionine synthase, vitamin-b12 independent
Exons: 6
Coding region: 458-1618 (386 amino acids)
Molecular function (GO): 5-methyltetrahydropteroyltriglutamate-homocysteine S-methyltransferase activity; zinc ion binding
Source: RefSeq, a predicted model, not a curated record